Chelmon rostratus (copperband butterflyfish) is the source of this 4780-nucleotide messenger RNA. It is a transcript of the gene slc7a8a, whose product is annotated as solute carrier family 7 member 8a. Gene Ontology annotation, molecular function: L-amino acid transmembrane transporter activity; neutral L-amino acid transmembrane transporter activity. The transcript is spliced from 11 exons. The coding region runs from base 558 to 2135 and encodes 525 amino acids. NCBI's taxonomy places the organism in Eukaryota, Metazoa, Chordata, Actinopteri, Chaetodontiformes, Chaetodontidae. The record is from RefSeq and is a predicted model, not a curated record. Gene Ontology annotation, biological process: amino acid transmembrane transport; neutral amino acid transport. Gene Ontology annotation, cellular component: membrane.
CACAGGUCGGAUGUGUCUGAGGCGGACCUGAAAGACUCCACGAGACUUCUCUGUCUGUCCGCCGCGCGUCUGCUUGCGCGCAGAGAGGAUGCUUGUGUCUCUUCAGCUCGCACCUGGAGCGAGGAAACAGUGAGAGCUUUUUGUUGUUCUUCAGCGCUUUUAUUGUUCUUUUUUUAUUUGUUUUUGCUCACACCAGACGCAAAGUGAAGGACGAAGUUAUUUCAUCUUCAUCACUUUUCAGGAGAGGUAUUGGAAUAUGCGCUUUUUCGCUCCACAGCCGGAGUUGACGUGCGUUUAGCGUGUGAGCGGCAGCACCACCUGUGACACCGGCAGGCACCGGCACCAGAGAGCGCUUGGUCGCCAGCUGCGCUCCGUCCUCGAGGAAACAGCCGCAGCCGGGACUCGGCCGCUGUGGACGCGGACUCAUUUGGCCAACUUUCCCGAACGUGUUUUUUACGCACGAGGCGAGAGAGGCGCGCGGGCCAAAAUCGGGUGCUGUGAGGUGGAAGAGAAGAUAGAAGCGUCACCAAAACAAACAAACAAGUCCAGCCAUUAAAAUGACGGACGGUCCAAGGCAGCGGAGCAGCGCGUCGGGCUCCUCCAAGGAUGCUGCCGGCGGAGGGGAGUCGGGAGGUGGAGUUGCGCUCAAGAAGGAAAUCGGGCUUGUGAGCGCCUGCGGCAUCAUCGUUGGUAACAUUAUCGGCUCAGGUAUCUUCGUCAGUCCGAAGGGAGUGAUGGAGAACGCCAGCUCCGUGGGCGUGGCCCUGAUCGUCUGGAUCAUCACGGGCGUCAUCACCGCCAUCGGGGCGCUGUGCUACGCCGAGCUGGGCGUCACCAUCCCCAAGUCGGGGGGAGACUACUCCUACGUCAAGGACAUCUUCGGCGGGCUGGCAGGGUUCCUGCGCCUGUGGAUCGCCGUGCUGGUGAUCUACCCGACCAACCAGGCCGUGAUCGCGCUGACCUUUUCCAACUACGUCCUGCAGCCUCUGUUCCCCACCUGCUUCCCGCCGGAGAACGGCCUGCGCCUCCUGGCCGGCGUCUGCCUCCUGCUGCUGACAUGGGUGAACUGCUCGAGUGUGAGGUGGGCCACCAGGGUGCAGGACAUGUUCACCGCCGGCAAGCUGCUGGCCCUCGCCCUCAUCAUCAUCAUGGGCAUCGUGCAGAUCUGCAAGGGAGAGUACUACUGGUUGGAGCCAGCCAACGCCUUCGAGCCCUUCCAGGAGUAUGAUGUGGGUUUGAUAGCCUUAGCCUUCCUACAAGGCUCCUUCGCCUACGGAGGGUGGAACUUCCUCAACUACGUCACAGAGGAGCUGGUGGACCCCUAUGUGAACCUUCCUCGUGCAAUCUUCAUCUCCAUCCCCCUUGUGACCUUCGUUUACGUCUUUGCCAACAUCGCCUAUGUCACGGCCAUGAGCCCCCAGGAGCUGCUCGCCUCAAACGCCGUCGCCGUGACGUUUGGCGAGAAGCUGCUGGGAGUCAUGUCGUGGAUCAUGCCCAUCUCUGUGGCUCUCUCCACCUUCGGGGGGGUCAACGGUUCCCUCUUCACCUCUUCACGAUUGUUCUUUGCUGGAGCCAGAGAGGGCCACCUCCCAAGCCUGCUGGCCAUGAUUCACAUGAGACGCUGCACCCCCAUCCCUGCUCUGCUCUUCACUUGCCUGUCCACCCUGCUAAUGCUGUGCACCAGUGACAUGUACACCCUCAUCAACUAUGUGGGCUUCAUCAACUACCUCUUCUACGGAGUCACUGUCGCCGGGCAGAUCGUCCUACGUUUUAAACAGCCCGACAUGCACCGACCAAUCAAGAUCAGCCUGAUAUGGCCGGUCAUUUACCUCAUCUUCUGGGCCUUCUUGCUCAUCUUCUCCCUGUACUCUGAGCCUGUGGUGUGUGGCAUCGGCCUGGCCAUCAUGCUGACUGGCGUCCCCGUCUAUUUCCUGGGAGUCUACUGGGACAAUAAGCCACAGUGCUUCAACGCCUUCGUUAAUAAGAUGACGUACUUGGGCCAGAAGUUCUGCAUGGUGGUUUAUCCGGGCGAAGGCAGCAGCGGCGGGAGCGGAGAGGAGGGCGAGGAAAUGCAGGAGGCCAGGUCUCCCCUGUCCAAGGAGGACGGAGACAACCACAAGUCAGCUGACUGCUAGAGCGUCUUCAUCCCCCGCCUGCCCCGAAACAAACAGACAUGUGCCGACGCGCACGUGGGCGCGCACACACUCAAACACUCAUGCAAACACACACGACACAGUUUGAAGUGGAUUCACUGAUCGACACACAUGCACCCCCACACUCUGUCUGUAAUACUCGUACUUCGUUUCAAUCAAUAAUUUCUGUGCCAAAAAUAGUGAGUUCCUAGGGUAACAUGACCUCAGAUUAUUCUGUCUGGGCUCCUUCAAAAGUGCAAUAAAGAAAGGUUAGCACCUUCCACUGCUCCAGUACAUAAACAGACACAUUUAACCAUUUACUACUCAUUCUCAUCAUCAUCCUGCUUCUCUUCCUCCCUCCCCUCCUCCACACACUCCCUGCACACUCCUACUGUAAGAGCAUCUUUUUUUUUUCUAGUAUUUCCUUAUUUUUAUCAAAAGACUCUUACUGUACUGUGAUAUGCAAACACUUUUUUUGUCGCAUUGUAAAUUUUGUUUUGUCGUCCAUUCAACAACACCAAAGCUGUAUUUUGAUCGUCAGAGUGGAAAAUCACAUUCAGAUCAAGUCAUUUCAUGAAGUGCGUUUUGUUUUUGAAGGUGACUGUGAUUCCGAAAUGUUUCUCUCUCUCUCUUUUUUUUUUUUUGUAAUUGUGAUCAUUGUUUAUAUCAUUUUGCCUUUGUUGUUAUUUUAGUUUUAAUAUGUUAAUUUUAGUUUUGUUGAUAUUCUUUUUUUCUAUUCAACAUCAUAUACAUCUGGGCCUAUUUUUUUACUCUUGCAAUCGUGGAGGUGUACGCCUGAACGCUGUUGUGUGAUCUGUACUUUGUAUUGGUAAAUGUGCUGGUAAGUGUUGCACAGUUCUUUGUUAAUUGCCUUAAUUGGAAUAUAUAUCGGGUGCCUCUGGCGCUCUGUUUUGACUGAUGUGGAGAGACAGUUAAUCCUCCUACUUCGGGAUAGUUUUUAAUGUUAAUGGAAGCAGCAACAGAAGUUUGUUGUUUUUGAUUCUUGUAUGGACACUACACGAAUAAUUAACCCAUUAAAACUGCAAGUCCAGCAUGGACAUAGAUGACGAGACCGAAUAAGUAGGCAACACCACCACAUUUGCAUUCGUGUGCAAAUCCCUACACCGACACAUGUGAAUGCCUGUGUAAAAAACUGUUGUUUUAUGGCAGAAGUAUUUUUGUAGCUUACCAUCUAGCUGUGUUUAAAUCAUUUUUUUUUGUUCUUUAUUUAGGGUUUAGAAAUGAGAGCUUUACACGCACACACACAAACACACAAGAACAUUUUUAAAUUCAUGCAAUUCAAUAGAAGUGAUUUGAGUGCAAUAUCAGUGCAUGCACCUGCAAAAAAACCUGAACCCCUGAAUGAACCCGUUCUCUGUUGUCUGGUCAUAGUUAUGUACAGUAUCUAUACUUACAUGUGUAACAACACUCCUGCACACAUAAACACACACUGACUCACGUGUCUUCGAUCUUUCUAUAACCUCUUAGCGUCUCAGGGCAUCCCCACUGCCUUCUCCUUACAUACACUGCCUGAAAACCUCCAGACCACGAAAACUCGACAGAUCUGACUGAUUGCCUCUUCGCUAAAUGCCUGGAAAUGCCUGUACUGGUGCUUUUAGAGAUUUAUUUCCUCAGGAGUCUCAAUCUUACAAGCUACCCCCACAAAAAAAAACAGGCAUUGGCAGACAUGCGUGAAUAAUAUCAUUAAAGCUGGGCCAGUAUUGUAUAGGUUUCUCUUAUUAAACCGUAAGGGGAACAGGGUCUCUUGGAUGUCUUUACAAGUACAAUGAUUGUGUUUUGUGCCUGUACGGUUAGUGUGUAUUUACAGUAUACACAGGUGUCAUGACAGUCUGUAUAUUGUCUUUUAGUGAAUAAAAACCACUGACUCAUGUUUGAAUUUGUAAUUCAGGGCCUCAUUUAUAUUAAAAAAACAUGCUCCUAGUCUUUAUCUUUAUUCCACCGUGCGGUCAUUUCAAAGAAGAUUAAAUUCUUCACACACUUUCAAAAAUGAGAAGACAUUUUCCUCAAAUUUCAACAUAACAUAAACAUCAUGAAUUUCACAUUUCUCAACAAGACCAUCGCUGUACAUAAAUGAGGCCUGAAUGUUUCCACCUCAGAAAUCAAAUGCUGCAACUUUACAACAUGUGAUAUGGCACUGUGAACUGCAGACUCUGCAACUUAGAGCUUCACAAAUUGAGCGCAAGUCAAAUCAUACUUGUUUACUGCUUAACUCUCAAGAAAGCCUAACAGUGAUGUUGUUUUACUUACUCUUGUCUUACUUCCUUGCUGCUCAAGGUUCUCCAAUACGCUGCAACCACCACUUCUUACUCUAAUUCAGACCAAAACAGACCUUCAAUGUGGUGGAAAUAUGACGUUUUCUAUGUUGUAACAGUCAUCAUGUGUUCUGAUGAUCUCAGCAGAUCUUCUCUAAGCAAUACGUCGCACUACAAUACUCGUCCUGAUGAGAAUGUUAUCUCUAAAUCAUUUUGUGGGCUCUAAUUUAAGUUGCCGUUUGCAGUCUACCUACCACACUGAGAGCCAUUUUUGACUGUCGUGUCUCUCAAACUUAAGUCUAUUUUUGUGUUAAAAAUGUAAAUGUACAUACUGGUGGUGAGUGUGUGACAAGAAUAAAAACUAUCCGUAAGUGA